Molecule: messenger RNA, 2445 nt
Organism: Sceloporus undulatus (fence lizard)
Lineage: Eukaryota; Metazoa; Chordata; Lepidosauria; Squamata; Phrynosomatidae
Gene: ODR4
Product: odr-4 GPCR localization factor homolog
Exons: 13
Coding region: 188-1438 (416 amino acids)
Biological process (GO): intracellular protein localization
Cellular component (GO): endomembrane system
Source: RefSeq, a predicted model, not a curated record
GUCAUCGGCGCGCGUCCCCUGUGCGCGCCAGAGGCGGAGCGGAGCGCGCAAUGAUGACGUAACUGAGGCCACCUCAAUGUCUUCGGCUAGAAGGAGGCGCAGGCAGAAGGGUGUCUUGGAGGGAGAGAAGUGGAAGCGGACACUCAGGGCGUUGAUGUUUUCACUGGGCUGCUAGAUACCUGCAGUAAUGGGAAGAAGUUACUUUGUAGAAGAAGCGGUGGGACAGUAUCUGUCAGAUCUCAUCACCACGUCAAAACCUUUUAUCACUGGUCUCUUAGUGGGACAGUGCUCCCAGCAAAGAGACUAUGUCUUGCUAGCCGUUCGAACACCUCCAAAGGAGGAGGAAAGUAAAGACAGCACAGGUUACCACUCAAACGUAACUAAUAUUGAUGAGGAAUGGAUGGCAGCACAUGCCAAUCAGGUUUCCAGAAUGCUUCCUGGAGGAUUGCUGAUUCUUGGUGUUUUUACUGUUGCUGUUCCAGAGCUGGUAAAGGAGGUACAAACUACUCUGCGGAAGCUUGUUUUCUCAGUAGAAAAGGCUGUAGCUAGAAAGCGAUUGUGGAAUAUAUCAGAAGAUGAUGUUUCAGAUAGGGUGGCUCUUCAUCUUUGUUCAGCUACAAAGAAACUCACUUGCCGUACCUAUGAUGUGCAAGAUCCAAAGAGUUCAGCUAAACCAGCAGAUUGGAAAUAUCAGAAUGGCCUCUCUACUUCUUGGCUGUCUUUAGAAUGUACAAUCAAUGCUAACAUACACAUCCCUCUGCCAACUACAUUGGCCAGCCAUGACCUAGAAAAAAAUACAAGGAACGGAUUAGCACGAUGGGCCAAGCAGAUAGAGGAAGCCGUGUUUUUGAUCAAUGAUCAAGUCAAGGAGGAUGAUGCUGACUUACUGGAAGGGCAAAAAAAAUCCGCAAGAGGAAAUGUGCCAUCAGCCAUUCAGACUCUUGAUGUCAGGGUUGUAACACAAUUGUCACAGAAGUCGAACUCCAGGUCCACAGCAGCAGUCCAGGUCUGCAGCGGUUCCAUAAAUCUUAAAGGUGCUUUAAAAUGCAAAGCAUACAUCCAUAAUAACAAGUCCAAAGUUAAAGAUGCUGUUAAGGCUUUGAAGCGGGAUAUUAUAAAUACUCUCUCAGAUCGUUGUGAAAUAUUGUUUGAAGAUCUGCUUAUAAAUGAAACACAAAGAACAAAAAAUUCCGAAAGGGAGUAUCAUACCUUGCCUUGCAGAGUGUUUGCCCCCAUUGCUGGUUCCAGUGUUCUGCUGUGUGAUUAUAAGUUUGGUGAUGAGACAGCCAGGGAAAUCCAGGAACGUUUCCUUGAGAUGCUGGAUCAAGCUGUUCAAACAGAGGAUUUAUGUACAGCCGAGGAAAUGAAUAUGGAAUCCUCAUCAUAUGAGAGUGUUUUAGGCUCCUCUCAUCCAAGGACUGAAAUUGACCUGAAGUAAGAGAUCAGGCAGUAAAGCCUAAGGGAAGGAUGGUGCAGUUAGACCAAACAUCUAAAUAUAAAUAUCCCAAUAUGUUAGCUUUUGAAAACGUGCCUGGUAUGCUUGUUUAUCAUUCCAGUGAUUUCCACUCAGUGGCCAAAGGACUAGAACUUGGAAACGAGUUUGCUUCUAUCCGUCUUGAAUCCCAUUGUGGGAGUAAGGCAGGAUAUAAAUCUUUGAAAUAAAUAAAAUAAAAAAAUGUUAUUUGUCUUACAUCUAACCAAAGGUUUAACUGAAUUUAAAACCAGAAUCCCAACAUUUGUUGCUGAAAGCCUCCUUAUGCCAUGGCCCUGAUUCAAGUCAUAGCUCCUUCAAGCAAAAGGAAUAUCUUGCCACCUGUGUUGUAAAUAAUAGGGACCUGUCUGAAAAGUUUGAGAUUGAAUUGAAAGAAAUCAUCUGUAAAUUAGCUAGCACAUUAAAAGCUAACAACCCCAAACUCCUAAUUGCAAUUGUUAUGCAUAAUUUACAUAAUCUGUUUUAAUAUGUUUCUCAUAGACAAUUGUCAGGCAUGAACAAGUAAGAUUUGCAUUACUAGCUGGCUCUGGUAAAUCCCAGCUUCUAGCAUCAAGGGGUUAAAUCCACUGAGUAGAUAAACACAAAUAGGAUUUCAGUGAGGGUAAGCUCUUCCCUUGAACUCAUUCUUUAUUAUCUGGUUGAAGAACUAAUGUGUGAGCUAUGCAACUGUGACUGGCAUUUAAGUGUUGUAGUUGAAAUGGUGUCCAAGAUAGUGUGCAUAUAUAUGUAAUUAUAUACUUCGGUCCUGUACUAAAAGAAUUCAGAGUUUGGCAACUGCAAAACUUAAGAAGGUAAAACAGAUUUUGAAAGUCAGUAUAUAUAGCCUGAUAUGUAGUUUUUAUUGUUGCUGUAAUAUCCUGCCCUUCCCCCAAAACUGGGACUCAGGGUAGUGCACAACAUUAAAAAAAAAGUACAAUUAAAAGCAUACAAAAUAGUACAUUAAAAUAGAAUUA